UUUCCCCACAUUUAAGACUAGUUUGUGGUCAAGUGACACAUUUAAAGGAAUCUUUGUGGUAAAAAUAUUUGGCCUUUCUCAGACACAGACAGAGAUUUGCAUGUCAUUAGCUUGAAGGCUAUAGGGAAUUUCAGUGGCACGCUCCGUGCACCUGUCCUCCCAAACGGAUCAUGUCACCGCUCUGUGGAGGUGGUCCGAUUUAGGGGGAUUUUGAUGCAAUGAUACCCAAAGCCACGACACGGGGGCGUUGACGUCCUCCAGUCUCAUAAACAAACGCUUUUGUCGGCAGACCGGCAGCGGGUACCUGAGCGAAGGGCAUCGAGUGAUUGCAAGGCAACGUCUCUCUACCUACGAAAAUCACCGCGAGGCGCGCACGCAGCUCCACAGAGAACAUAAUAGCGCAAACUCGGUGGCGUCUGACGUAGAAGAGCUUCUUGGAAGAAAACAUAGCUGGACCACUCACAUGAUGCUGACACGGUAUAUAGGAUAGGAUGGCAUAUAUGACCAAUAGAAUGGCUUCACUGGUAUUUUCGGCCCGUUUUCGACCCACUGGACGCGAUGAGCUUGGAAUAGCAAGAGCGCGCUGGUGAGGAUGCGGACCGCGGGAUUAGGCUGACACAAAAGAGCGUUCACACCGUGUUUAAUUGCGGAUUAAAGGAGGGCAUCAGCCUUGCACAACAAGGAGACAUUUCUUUAUUUGCGGGAAGCCAAACGCGCGACGGGGAACGUUGACAGCAUCGCUCGAAUGGUGGUGCCGUGGACCGCGCGACUAUGUCACAACAGUGUUGGGUGAUUGUUCUGGUGGGGCUGAUGUCGUACUUCAACCCGGAGAGAGCGCUUGGAGCCCCGCAGAAGGAAGUUUCUCUGUCCCGGGACGACUCUCUCUCUCCUCCCCCUUAUGUGAUUAUUCUCAUCUCCUGCUCUGGACUGGUCUCUUUUGUUCUGUUGCUUCUCACCUGCCUUUGCUGCAAAAGAGGAAGCGUGGGAUUCAAUGAAUUUGAUAAUGCUGAAGGUGAGGAGUGCUCCGGGGCAUCUAGUCCUGUUCCUGAGGACAGCUUGUCCUCUUGUCCAUCACUUCCAGAGGUCUACACUCUCCCUCUCCGGGACAAGAACUGCCACUCCAUACCAAAUGGCACAGACAGCUCCCAAUGUUUCCGAAGGCACACUCUGAACUACCUGCAGGAGAUUGGAAAUGGCUGGUUUGGAAAGGUAAUCCUAGCUGAGGUGCUAUGUGACUGCAGCUCCUAUCAGGCAGUGGUGAAGGAGCUGAGGGUCAGUGCUAGUCCUCUGGAACAGCGGAAGUUCCUGGCAGAGUCCGAGCCAUACAGAAGUCUUCAGCAUCCAAACAUCCUCCAGUGUUUGGGUCAGUGCAGUGAGAGUGUUCCUUUCCUCCUGGUGAUGGAGUUUUGUCAGCUGGGGGACCUGAAGAGGUAUUUAAGAGCUCAGAGAAAGUCUGAUGGGAUGACCCCUGACCUGCUAAACAGAGACCUCUUGACCUUACAGCGAAUGGCAUAUGAAAUCACAUCAGGACUCUUGCAUCUCCAUGAGAACAAUUACAUUCACAGUGAUUUGGCACUGAGGAACUGCCUCCUCACCUCAGAUCUCACGGUUAGGAUUGGAGACUAUGGCCUCUCACACAAUCAAUACAAGGAGGAUUAUUAUCUAACCCCAGACAAAUUGUGGAUACCUCUCCGCUGGAUUGCUCCUGAACUCUUGGAGGAGUUUCGUGGAAAUCUGAUUGUCACCGAUCAAACCAAAACUAGCAAUGUGUGGUCUUUGGGUGUUGUGAUAUGGGAGCUGUUUGAAUUUGGGGCUCAGCCGCACAGACACCUGAGCGAUGAAGAAGUUCUCACCUUUGUCAUCAGAGAACGACAGAUCACUCUCGCUCAACCUCGCCUCAAACUCGCUCAUGCAGACUAUUGGUACGAGGUAAUGCAGUCAUGCUGGCUACCAACAUCCCAGCGUCCUACAGUCAGUGAAGUCUUCCUCCUCCUUUCCUCUCUCCUUGCCGCAGAACAAGGAAGUCGAAAGAGCACAAGAAGAGAUGAGGAUGAGGAAGAUUAUGAUGAAGACAGCGGACAAAGAAGGAGAGGAGAGAGUGAUGAGUCGUUUGAAAGACGGUGGGAUGCACUCCGGCCUCCAGCUUUCCAGUCAGCUGCACACAAACUUCUUAGGGAAAGAGUGUAUGGGAGAGAGGAUGGCUGCCUCAGAGGAAAUGGAAACUCCUUCCCCCUUUUGGACCCCGUGGACAAUAUUACUCCUACAUCUGAGCUUGAUGACAUCCUUACAGUAACAGAAACAAGCAAAGGGUUAAACUUUGAAUACUUCUGGGAAAAGGCACAUGGCAGGAGAGGCUACAAACCACUUCCUCCACCUCAGCCAAUACCAACACCCAGUUCUGGCCACAGGCAAACACUGGACACACCCACAGUUGUCCCUGUGAUCAGCGCUCGCAGCCCUUCACUGGCCAGCGAGUAUUACAUUCGCCUAGAAGAGCAUACUCCCCAGGAUAAGUCCCCUAGUUUAGGAAAAGGGCGCUCUUUAAGAACAAAUGCAAAGUGUCCUGGAGAUCUGGAGCUGGUUGAGCUUCAGACAGGGAUUGCUGCAAAAGACAGGUCAGCUUUCUGUCAUCAAGAUGGCUUUAGAAGAGGUUCCUCUCAGACUGUCAGAUCCAGCGAGGUAAAGGUUUUGGUUCCAAACACUGGCUUGGUUGAGUUUAGUAAAGAGAGUUGUAACCGAGUGACUGAUUAUGCUGUUAUAGACAUUGGAGAACCAAACCAAAAGUCGCUUGGUUCUCAAGCACCUCUCCUCCCACCUAAACCUCGUUCAAUGUCCAUGUCCUCUGGCAGCCAUCUGCACUCACGCCCCCUGCCUGCUCCUCCACUAGGAUAUGCAAGAACAUAUGGGUUAGACAUUUAUCCUGGAUCUUCAUACCCGUCUGGCAAAGUUGAGACCUCUGAUUCUUUACUAAUGAGUUCACUGUCCAAAGCCAACUUUGACCAUUUGGGCUUAAAUCGAACUCACCAGACACUGCCUCCAUCUCCUUCUCUUUCCCCUUCUAUUCCUCCAUCCUCGGGCAGUCACUCCAUGUUCCUCCCGCCUCAAACAUGUCCUCCACCUCUCCCUCCCCACUACAGACUCCAAAAGGGUCAAAAUUACUCAUCAGAAAUUUAUUCCAGAUACAAUACAAUGCACUUACAGAGAGACCCACUAAGCUGUGAAUUUAAUGAUGCUAGAAAUGCUGACAGAGGCAUGACACGAUCUCAGUCUUUGUAUAAUUCUAGAGAUGCUCCAACUUCACACAUUACAGAUGAUGAAUUCUCCUCCAGAAUGACCCGAUCCCAAUCCACAAUUCCAAAAAUUGAGAGAACAUCAUCCUCUAGUCCAGAAUUCUCAAAGGAUGAUGAUAAUAAUGAUUAUGAGGAUGAUGAUGAUCCUUUCAUGUCACCACACAGACCGAUGAGUAGCACAACCAUUCAGCACACCAGCCUGGCUGAUGACCCAGCUACGACUGAGCUUUUCUCAAGGGGGAUGAAGCGAACACAAUCCCGCCUUGCCACCAUUCUCCCAGCAAUAUGGAGGGAAGAUGCAGUGAUGCAGCGAGAGCGAGUUGCAGCCGCUAGGAAAUCUCCCAUACAUUUGUUUCUGACUGAGAUCUCCAAUGACCCCGUGGAUAUGAAAGAUGGCGAAAACUCAUGGACACGAGAAAGUGAGGGAAGGAAAGACAAAGGAAUGCGUCGUUCCCAGUCUCUCAUCUCAGAACUUGACUCGACCUCACAGGCUUGGGCCUCAGACAAAGAUUUCCUAUCUGGUUAUGAAGGCAAUACCAAAAAGAGAGAUUUGUUCCUUACAGAGAUUGAGACAUCUGUGUCUGAUUGUGAGGAUGCAUAUGACGGUGAAGGUGGGACUCCAGUCUCCAGAUUUGGAACUACACCCCAUCUAUUUGCAUUUCCCUCAGAUUUGCCAGCAUAUUCAGAAGCUGAGGAUGCUUUCUUAUCAGGGAUGAAAAAGUCUCAUUCCCUGCUUUCUGAAAUAUCCGAUGAGAGCAUUGAACCUGAAGCGAAGAAAGGGGAAAUGACAAGAGAGGAAUUCUUAAAGGAGAUUCAAUCUGCUGAAACAUUUCUAACUGAAAUCAUUACAAGACAACGUAAAAAAGAGGAGAGUGUGUCACCUACUCCAUUGUCUCCUGAGUAUGAGUCAAUAUGCAUAGACCCAGAGUCAUCUCAAACAAUACAGUUUGAAUCAGAAAGAACACGAGCAGGAAAUCCACCAGGUGACACAAAAGAAGCAAUUUAUGCUCAAGUCACCAAGCGGGCAAAAAGAAGCGAAAUAAAAGUUGCUAUUCGCCCAGAAAUCCCAGUACUUCAGAUUGCAUCUGAGUUACAAAAUCUUGAAUCAGUUCAGAAAUUAACUAAAGUCAGCCAAUUUACAUGUGAAAUAGAGCCAGAGAAAAAUUCCCAUAAUGAUUUCCCUCCCGCAGAAGUAAUGCCUAAAAAUGGACCUCAUUUGGAACAGAUAACUUCUGUUAUAAAAGAGAAACAAGACUCUCUGCAGUGUCAGAACAAGCAUGAUAGUAUACGAGAAGGUGCAAUAGAAACCAUUGAGGCAAUCAAGGUUAAUGGUUCACAAAGUUGGGAUGAAAAUCAGAUCUCUUGUGAUAUGCAUAUUAGAAGUGUUGAAAAUGAUUUGAAGGACAUGUUUGUUCAGUCAAAAGAGCGAUUGCAGAAAAACGAUCAGAGUGCAUUACCUGGCAUCAAGGUGAUGACAUCAAAUGCAACAUUGAGGAACAGUGAGGAACCAUCAGAAAUCCCAAAACAGACACCAAAUGAAUCAACUUCUCUUAAUAUUUCACCAAAAACAAAUUUACCAGGUGGCACAAGCUCUACAAUGACAAGAGAAUACAGUUCAGACAUAAGUCAACACUCCCCCACUGCCAACAGACUGUCUGACUCCUUUGAGCAAACCACCUUAACUGACAAGGAAAUCUAUUCGAGGACCACAUGGGAUAACAAAGACACAAAAGGUGCAAAUGAGAACAUUCUUCCAAGUGACUCUUUAUUUUCUUUGAAUGAUUCAAGCACAGAUGUGUUCCACUCGCCUAUGGUGCAUGAACCCAACUCUGAUCAGUCACUUUCUACCAUGACACCCUCAGAUUCUGUCUUGUCACCUUUGACAUCUAGUUCAUUAGACUGUCUCACGCCUGGAGAUUCCUGGUUGGGUGGAGGAAGCAGUGGAUGGAGGGCCCUGGGAACUGAAACACCACAUCGUGAUUCAGCCUACUUCUCUGAUAGUGACUUGGACGGUGGAGAAGGUUUAAGCAGAAGAGGCACUGAUGUGCUUGGCAGUUCUCGUCCAGGUAGCGCUCGCACAGGAGAGCGAGGAUUAUUAAUGGGAAUUGAGGAAAAGAUUGAGGAUGAAGGACUGCUGGAACAUUUUGAGAAGGAAGUGGAGAUGAAACAGGACAUACAGGAAUUGUGGAUUUCGAAUAAUUCAGCUGAUGUAAAGAAGGGUCUCAUACAUCUGACUUCCACUGACAUCCCAGGAGAUUCUCAGAGUGAAUGCAAUGCCGAGAUUAUUGCCAAGUUAUUUUUCAAUGGUGAGGAUGAGCCAAAUAAAGGAGCUCCAUUUAACAACUCUCUUAACUUCCAAAAUUCCACUCUGAUUAAAAAAAGUGAGCUGGAAAAAAUGCUGCAUGAAUCAGGUGCUAUGGAUCUAAGACUGCUUGCCCAUGUAGUCUCAGAGCCUCAAAACCCCAUUUCUGAACAAGAGUGCGAAGAAGAGCUCAUUGAACACUGUUCUUAUGUGCAAAAAGCAAAGUAUGAAGAAACACGUUGUACUACACCUGAAUUUUCAAUCGAUGAGCAGUCAUCAGACACAAGUAAAUCUAGGUUAUCGCGAUUUUACAGCUUACAGUCUGAUUAUUCUAAAUGCAUUAGCAGCCCUGAGAUGAACACCAAGCUCAGCAAUAAUGACACUGAAUGUGGCAUGUCCCAAGUCAUUUGGUCUGAGACAAAUGCUGAACAACCUACAGGAGUGAAAAGGACUGAGCUUGAUAUUCAAGAUACAGAUGCAAAUGAACUAGGCUUGAGAAACCUCUCAUAUUCAGAAGAGGGUGAGGAUGAGCAGGCAAAGGAGAGGUCGGAAAGUCAGCUAGCUGUAGGGGAACUCUGCUUCACUAUCAAGGAAUCGUCACAAAGUACUGCAGAUGCAAAUGCCAGUAGUUUGGAGCAAUCAAAAGAAGAACAUUCUAAUGAAUUUGGCAGAGGUGCAUCUAUGGGUCUUGAACUGAAGGAAAAAGAGUUGUGGAGUGCCCUUGAUGAAGACUAUGGGAUGGAGGAAACUGUGAGAAGUGAAUUCAACUGUCAGGCAUUUCAGCAGGGAGAGCUUCACCUUUGGCCUGUGGAAAAUGACCAAUGGGCUGCUGCCGAAACUCGGACACCAGAAGCAGGACUCAGUUCAGAGCUUUUCCCGAGUUUUGGUAAAAAGACCUGGGUAGCUGAUGAACACUUGGUGGUGAGCCAUGAAUUCUGGGAAUCUGAGGCAAAUGAUGAGCUUGCAGAUAGCGAGUCUCACCCUUCUGCUCAGAGAGUAUGUGAAGAUACAUUUAAUGAUGAGAAGGUAGGACAAGCUGUUUAUCCAUCACCUGAGAGGCUGAUCUUUUCUGAUGGGACAAAAGGAGCUUUUUCAUCUCUGCAAACACCUUUAGAAAAGCCGAACGUUCAGCAAGAGGAAAACAUGGAAAAUCCAGACUUGGAAAGUGGAGCACAAGAGCACGAUACUUGCAAUACAAAGAUGGAAGUUGAGAAUCUGGAGAUCCCAGAGCAGGAGCCACCUGUUCAGCACAGACCUGUUGAAAUGUUGAUUGAUACCCAUAAUUCCGAGACAUGUUUACAAAAUUAUUUGGGAGGGGAAAUGUUUAGGGAGGAUGAUAAAAAAGAGUUUGACAGUCACGAAAACAUGGUAGGUGUAGGAGGUUGUGUGACUCAAUCCCCCUCAUUUUCUAUUACAAAUCCAACUGAUGAAUCUUUGAAAAACCACAAAGAAUCACUUUCUGGUAACAACAAAAAUGUGCUGACAGACCAAACCAAAGCCAAAUGUGCACCCAUGACUGAAGCUAGCAAAAUGUUGGGUGCUGCCCAUGAAGACCAUCAAACCUGCACAAUUAAUAUGUCAAACUCAAUCACCGACUUGGCUGACAGUUCUCACUUCAUUUCAGUGCACACUGACUGUCACAGUGCAGAAACCAGUAGACACGAUCUUGAAAACAAUCACUGUCCUACCACAAUCAGUGAUGCAUUUUUGGAAAAAGAAAGAUCAGAUUCUCCAUCCUGCCCUAGUCUUACCAUUAGCACUGAUCCAGAGCCAUGCAACAUCCACAGUAGCAAUGUUCAGUGUUCAGCCCCUGCCCUGAUUCCAAUGGAGCUUUCUGAAUGCACUGCUUCCACACUUGCAGAAGUGGAAAAGUGUCCAGGUUCAAGUAGUUUCCCAAAUACCGUACACCACAUAGAAAUCAAGGCCAGUUCAAGCCUGUUCUGUUCUGCCGAUGAAAUGCCUGAUAAAGGACACAAGGACCCAUCAGGCUGUCCUGAUGAUGUUGAACUUGCUAUAAGUACCACCACACACAGCAAAGGUAUCACUGCAAACCUGGGACAGAAACUGCACACAUCUCUCAUGAAAGAAAACCACAUUCAACCAGAAUCAAAUUCUUUACAUGAGGAUGACAGAAAUAGCCUGUCCCAGAAAGCGGCCCAUCCACCUCUAUCCCAGUGUUCACUGAACUCCAUCCCCGAGUUGUUGAUCUCUGAGUGGAAGGACUUGGAUGAGGAGCCUCUGGAAGAUUUUGAAAAACUGGAGCAGCUAUGCUGCAUUUCUGGGGAUGAAGAGACCCUUGGAGAUCUGUUUUUGGGAAACUUAGAUCUGCUUGAAUCUUUGAAGAGAAAUCCAGAGCAAAGAACAAGCAGUGCCAGUGGCAUAAUAAACCAGGAUGACUCAGCAAAUUCAGAAGAGAAGACAAGAGUAGAGCUAAAAGAGGAAGUUGACGGCAUAUCUAAAAGUACCACAGCUGUCUUACAACACCUAGAGCAAUAUGGAAACAUUUCUUCAAAUUUCCCAGGAGAAGCUCAACAGUCUAUGGAGAAGGGAACAGGGCAGCCUCUUUCACCAUGCCAUUCUUCAGAUGGUUCAAAAGGGCAGAGGUCACUUUCAAAAAUGCCGACAAAAAAUGGACUGAUGAUGCAGGUUUGUGAGGAAAGACUUCAAUACUCUCUCAGUGAAAAUGUUAAAACCAAUGUCCUGUGGGGAUCUACAAUUAGUGACAGUGUGAUUAUACAUCCUUGGGGAGCAUCUACCACUUCGUCCUCUGAAGAAAAUGCUGCAAGCAAAGAUUUUCUGGACAAUGAAAGCAACAAAGAGGACACCCCACCUUCUUCUCCUUCUGUUUUAUUGAGUGAACUUGCUGAAGCACAGACAGAAGAACUGACUGUGCUUGAACAGCCUGAGGUUACUCCCUCUCUACCAGCAGCAAAUCAAGCUAUGAAAGCUAAGUUGGCCCGUCUCUCCUUAUCCCUCCCUCCACUUGCUCUUUCUCUUCCUCUCUCACCAAAUACCAAAGGAGGAUUCUGGGAAGGGAGCGAGUACAGAGGGGGCAGGAGGAGGGCUGCAUCGACAGGUAGCGAUCCAGAUGAAGAUGAAGAAGAGGAACAGGAGGAGGAGUCUCCCAGGCGCGUCAUCGUUGUCACGGAAACAGAUGUUGACAAGAGAGUUGGUUUGCGUAGCUUGUUGAAAUCGCCAAAGGAGCCCGUGGACAAAGAGAACCGUGACCGUGGGAGGAAUGUGUCAUUUUUCGAUGACGUCACAGUCUAUCUUUUCGAUCAGGAAACUCCAACCAAUGAGCUGAGCUCUGGAUCUACUAGUACAUCUCCUCAUGGAAAGCACCCUAGCACUGAUGGUUUAGGAACAGGCAGCCACAAAGCAUCAAAAAGUAAAGAACAUGUAGUGAAGGCAAGAUCUCCAACCGGAGUCACGUCCGGCUCAUCAUCGAGGUUUACAGUGAGCCCUGCCGAUGACCCACAUUUAGUGUGACAUACUCCUGUUCCCCAAACACCCUGGACAAAAUGAACCCCCCCUGGAGUGAAUGAGUGGCCCCCGCUGUCAUCGGUAACUAUGACGACUCCUGGAGGUUAUUUUUGUAAACUGCAACAAAGAGGAGGACUCCCGUUUCAAAAGGCUGGAGGCAGUCCAGGUUUUACUCACUGCAGCCAGUGGAGUGGCAAAUAUACACAUAGAAAGUACCUUCAAACAGCCAAAAACCUUGGGGUUAUGUAAAAUCUGACAUGUACUUUCGGCUAUGCAAUGGGAGUCUUAUUAUGUACCAGCUUAACUGUUCUAUUUUCAUGGCUUCUUGAAGUACGUUUGUAUUUUAAUCCCCUUAAAUGAAGGGGCGCACUUUCUCUGACCAGUACCUGUCUAUUUGUGAGCUUAGAAAUAUUGACAUUGUAAAUUUGUUCCCAUUGCAGUCAGACAUUCUUGUAGUUUGUGGUCGAGGACGGCAUCGUCUCUCCAAAUCACAGCAGUGCAGUUCUCAUUUAGCAUUUGUACAAACUAAAAAUCGAAUUGCAACAGAAUACGAACUCAUUUUAAGACCCAUUUAUUUUAAAUGUAUUCUUAGAAUGCAUGAACAAACUGCAACUGUUAUGUUUUAUACCGUAUUUUUAUUGCAAAUGUUAUUUAUUUGUUAUUUGUUUAUUUCACAUUUGUUUGUUUUGUUUUUAUCUAAAUGUAAGUUUGUCUGUAAGCUUAAUUCACCUCAUAUGUUGAAGUAAACUGUAUAUUUGCUUUGUUUUGUUUUUUUUACAUUUAUGCCAUUUUCUGUUUUAAUCGGAUUAAUAACCGCCUCAACGAACAUAUAUCUUUGCAUAGAUACAAACACUUUGAAAUGUUUUCUCUAAUUUAGCUCUUUGUAGAUGUCGAUCUGUAUCUAGUUGUCCUAUGAUGUGUCUCUCCGCAGGUGUUAUUUUCUAAUAAUGUAUUUGACAUUAGCUUUUCCUUUUUUCUUUUUAAAGCAGUAAUUAUUGCUUGGCAUGAAAAAAGAGAUAAAUCAGCACACAUUAUGAAUAAUUGACUUAUUUAUUAUUUAUUUAUUUAAUUUCUUUUAGUUUUUAUUAUUAUUCAUGCAAAUGUCUGAGGGAAGACUCUAGGUCGUUACGUCAUGUUCAGCAUUUGUUUCAUUUAGAGGUUUCAUAUUAUUCUGUAAGAAGCUGAGGGACUGAAAAUAACAUGGAAACUGUGAAACAUUUAUUGAACUGUUUGAUGACAAUAAAUUGUUCUGUCUUAUAAUA
Molecule: messenger RNA, 10337 nt
Organism: Danio rerio (zebrafish)
Lineage: Eukaryota; Metazoa; Chordata; Actinopteri; Cypriniformes; Danionidae
Source: RefSeq, a predicted model, not a curated record